AAGUGCCUCAGCCAAGAUGUCUGCGCCCGAUGAGGACACGUUUGCCGAGGAAAGAGACGAAAUGGAGGAGAUGGACGAGGCGGGCAGCGACGACGACGAAGGAGAAGAAAUGGACGAGGAAGGAGAGGGCGGGGAGCGGGAGACGAAAGUGUACGUCCCCGGGAUGGAGCCCCUACAGCCCGGAGAGGAGCUGGAGAUGGACCGCUCCGCGUACCGCAUGUACCACGAGUGCCAAACAGGUGCUCCCUGUCUGAGCUUUGACAUCCUGAGAGAUGGAGACGGAGAUGGCAGGGAGCAGUUUCCUCUGUCCAUGCUAAUCUGUGCCGGCACACAGGCUGAUACAGCCCUGAAGAACAGACUUCUGGUCAUGCGCAUGUACAACCUUCAUGGAACCGAGAAAGAGAAGGAGGGGGAAGAAAGCAGCGAUGAAGAAAGUGACGAUGAGGAGGAGGAGGACGAAGAAAAGAAACCACAAAUGGAACUUGCCAUGAUGCCUCACUAUGGAGGAAUCAACAGAGUCAGAGUGACCCAGUGUGGGGACCUGUCGCUAGCUGCCGUGUGGUCAGAGAAGGGACAGGUAGAAAUAUUUGACCUCCGACCUCAGCUGGAGGCCGUCCACAGUUCGGCUGUGAUGGCUGCUUUCAUCAAAGAGCAGAAGGAAGCCACGGCACUCUUCAGUUUCUCAGGUCACAUGACUGAAGGCUUUGCAAUUGAUUGGUCACCUAAAGUACCCGGGCGUCUCGUCAGUGGCGACUGCAAAAAGAACAUACACGUGUGGGAGCCGAGGGAGGGGGGGACGUCGUGGCAGAUUGACCAGCGACCUUUCAGCUCCCACACCAAGUCUGUGGAGGAUCUGCAGUGGUCGCCUACAGAAGCUACAGUUUUUGCAUCGUGUUCGGUUGAUCAGUCUAUUCGGAUCUGGGAUAUCCGGGCCCCACCCAACUCUAUGCUCUCAGCCGACGGAGCUCACUCGUCAGACAUCAACGUGAUCAGCUGGAACAGGAGCGAACCAUUCCUCCUGUCGGGAGGGGACGAUGGGCUUCUGAAAGUUUGGGAUCUGCGACAGUUUAAGGCUGGCCGGCCGGUGGCGAACUUCAAGCAGCACAGCGCUCCCAUCACGUCCGUGGAGUGGAGCCCAGCGGACUCCAGCGUGUUCGCCGCCUCAGGGGCGGAUGACGUUGUCAGCCAGUGGGAUCUGUCCGUGGAGUCCUGCGACGUGGGCGCCAGGGUGGAGGGGCUCAAGGACCUACCCCCUCAACUGCUGUUCCUGCACCAGGGUCAGUCGGAGAUCAAGGAGGUCCACUGGCACCCACAGAUACCUGGCGUCAUGGUCUCCACGGCGCUGUCUGGAUUCAACGUGUUCAGGACAAUAUCCGUGUAGUGUGUGUGUUUUAGAGAUAAACGGAUGAUUUUGCAUUUACACAUUUGAUGUACAUGUGUAAUGAGCAGUAGGGAGCUUGUAAUAAUGUACAGAACUUUGCUAUGUAAGUAAAAACCCUUCUUUGACCUUUAUUUGCCGACAUAGGCACCACCAUGUUCCUCACUGAUGUUCAGUGUGUAUGCGUUACACACGUGUUGGUCAUUUUAGACAUUUUGCCUGAUGAAUGCUUAAAAUAAAGCAUUUAACAUUA
Mugil cephalus (flathead mullet) is the source of this 1631-nucleotide messenger RNA. RefSeq names its product glutamate-rich WD repeat containing 1 (gene grwd1). The record is from RefSeq and is a predicted model, not a curated record. NCBI's taxonomy places the organism in Eukaryota, Metazoa, Chordata, Actinopteri, Mugiliformes, Mugilidae. Gene Ontology annotation, molecular function: protein binding. The coding region runs from base 17 to 1381 and encodes 454 amino acids. The transcript has 7 exons.